Messenger RNA from Perca flavescens (yellow perch), 1208 nucleotides. RefSeq names its product mesencephalic astrocyte-derived neurotrophic factor (gene manf). Gene Ontology annotation, biological process: dopaminergic neuron differentiation; neuron projection development. The record is from RefSeq and is a predicted model, not a curated record. Gene Ontology annotation, cellular component: endoplasmic reticulum. Bases 187 to 792 code for a protein of 201 amino acids. The transcript is spliced from 4 exons. NCBI's taxonomy places the organism in Eukaryota, Metazoa, Chordata, Actinopteri, Perciformes, Percidae.
CAUACCAGUUGGUGGCGGUACAGCACCAAAUCGUUGUGUGUCGACUGACAAUAAACCUCAAAGAAGGAAGAAGAGGAGCUGAGGAAGGAAUGAAAGAGUAGCAGUAGAGCACCGACAGGAGUUAUACGCUCAGUUGCGCUGUAGAAAAACGUAGAAUCCAUUUCAAAGUGUUGAUCCAUCCGACCAAUGAGAUCUGUUCACCGAGUCCCCGCACUACAAACUCCCGGACCGCUUCAUAUCGACUCCUCAGCUGCUUCAGGUAACCCGCCAUUCGUCCAGAAAACCCAGCAGAAACCUGGACCGGAUUCACGGACCGGAGAACUGACUGGCUCAUUCCUGUGUAUUUCCUUCCUGGGGAAGUUUUACCAAUCGCUGAAAGACAACAACGUAAAGUUCAACGCCGCAGACAUCGAGAACGCCAUCGUAAAGAGCUGCAAAGAGGCUAAAGGCAAAGACAACCGCUUUUGUUACUACAUCGGGGCAACGAGCGAUGCAGCCACCAAGAUUAUCAACGAGGUGUCCAAGCCUCUGAGCUACCACGCCCCAGUGGAGAAGAUCUGUGAGAAACUCAAGAAGAAAGACAGCCAGAUCUGUGAACUGAAAUAUGACAAACAGCUGGACCUGACCACAGUGGACCUGAAGAAGCUUAAAGUGAAAGACCUGAAGAAGAUUCUGGAGGAGUGGGGCGAGUCCUGCAAAGGCUGCGCCGAAAAGUCUGACUUCAUCCGCAAAAUCACAGAGCUAAUGCCCAAGUUCGCUCCUGCAGCCGCCAGUGCACGGACAGAUCUGUAACGGGGAACAAACACACAACGCAACACACACACACACACACACACACACACACACACACACACACACACACACACACACACACACACACACACACACACACACACACACACACACACACACACACACACACAACACACACAACUUUGGACUUGGACAAGACUGCUAUCCAGCUCUCCCAACUUUACCCUGGUUUCCAUGACUACCUGUCGAAGAGAAAAGGCUCACAGUUUUCGGAGUUAUGUAAUGCUGACAUAUGAACAUCAAAAGAAACAGUCGCUGCAACGCCUCUCGUCCAAAAACAGAAGAGUUCUCUUCUAAUGUAAUCCCCAAAGUAACAGAUUGAGGACAAAAAAAGUUUAUCUGAAGUUAACCGCUAAAUAUUAGAGAACAUUUUGACAGGACUUUGUUUUGUCCCC